Messenger RNA from Megachile rotundata (alfalfa leafcutting bee), 3258 nucleotides. RefSeq names its product fatty-acid amide hydrolase 2. The record is from RefSeq and is a predicted model, not a curated record. Gene Ontology annotation, cellular component: endomembrane system. NCBI's taxonomy places the organism in Eukaryota, Metazoa, Arthropoda, Insecta, Hymenoptera, Megachilidae.
CGUGUUAUGUUACAAUUACGAAUUAUUCACCGGCAGAACGUGAAGAGAUCCGGUCACCGUUAGGGUGCGUUAAAAGUGAACGAGCGAAAGUUUAUUCUUCCCCCACCUCGGUAAAAUUUAAUGUAAAUGAGCAUUCUUCCGCUGUCCAGGGAUUGUUCGCUAGGUGUGAAUGAAUUAUUUUACAAGAAAAAUAUAUGAAUUCUAUGUGUUUCAAUUCGGCGCGAUUCAGAUCACCGUAAUGAACAUUCGUGCGUUUUAUUUAAACUUAACAAUAAAAUUGGGGAGUAAUUGAUUAUUUUGCAAAUACCUUUGUUAUUGGCUUCUAAGAGUAAUCAUCAUCAAUCAUGAUAUCGUGUUAUAAAUCAAUCAGAUUACUUUUGAUACAACUUGCUACAUAAUAUUCAUUCGCAUUCAGUUGUUUGAAAUGACCGAGUAAUUUAUUGGAUGGUCGCUGAGCAAUUACAAAGUAAUGUUCUUGCUCGUUUAGUCUAAACACGAAUAACCUCAUAACCAUCAAGUUAAUCGUAUUUGUGGAUAUUCGAUCAAUGAACCAUUACGAUCUUGAUCCAUAACCCACUCAUUUCGCGCAGUUAUUUAUCGACGGGAUGAGCCUCUGUUACAUGAACGACUUCACAGUCAACUUUCAACGGGUGUUGCACGCCCGAAGUAACAACGGCCUGAAAUGUGACACGAGUGCUGCACUUCCGAUCCGUACAACCACUGUCAAACUCACAUGGUGUUGGUCCGCGACAGCCUUGACGCUUAACUCUGCGAUUACAUCAUUAGUUUGUCAAUGUAGAAUUCACGUUAAAACGUCUGCGUUGGUACUUCUUCGCUAAAAAAAUAUUCGUAUGCGAGUCGCGUGCAACGUCGAUGCUCGUCCGACAGCCAUUUGUGGUGCGCGUGAUUAAUCGAUACACGGGCCGGCAUUUGCCAUAACGCACGCGAUAAAUGUCGUCAAAGAGAAAAGUUCCCAUAAUGCAAUCCAAGGGACAAAUACUAAAUGCAAUACAUCGAAUAAUUGAAUUAAUUGCCAGGAAAAUAUUUCUGUUUAUGGCAUUCCUAAGAGGUCCUGCUGAAUCGCAACCACCUCUAAAAGAUUUAACUCUUUUACAUAGCGCAACUACUUUAGCCUUUAAAAUUAGAAACAAGCAGUUAACUUCAGAGCAGGUACUGCAGUCUUACAUAGAUAGGAUAAGAGAAAUUCAACCAGUAUUAAACUGCGUAGUUGAGGAUCGCUUUGAAGAUGCUCUCAAAGAAGCAAGAAAGUGUGAUGAAUUUAUAAAAUCUCAGGAUGCUUCAUCUCUUCAAGCAUUAGCUAAAGAAAAGCCUUUCUUUGGUGUGCCUUUUACAACAAAAGACUGUAUUGGAAUUGCCAAGAUGAAACAAACAGCUGGUCUUACUAUUCGUAAAAAUAUUGUCGCUGAACGAGAUGCGGAGGUAGUAAGAUUAAUGAGGGUUGCAGGAGCUAUUCCCCUGGCAACGACGAAUGUCUCAGAAUUAGCCAUGUGGUGGGAAACUAGUAACUGUUUAUACGGAACUACGAAGAAUCCUUACAACACUAGGCACAUUGUUGGAGGAUCUUCUGGGGGCGAGGGUUGCAUACAAGCAGCAGCUGGUUCACCAUUAGGUAUAGGAUCAGAUAUUGGCGGUUCUAUUCGCAUGCCAUGUUUUUUCAAUGGAAUUUUCGGGCACAAACCUUCCAAAGGUAUAGUUUCUAAUGACGGCCAAUAUCCGAGUGCCCAGAGCGAAGACCAAGACCAAUUGCUUGCAAUUGGUCCAAUGUGUAGAUACGCACAAGACCUGUUGCCUACUUUAAAAGUCCUUGCAAAUAAAAACGUAGAUAUGUUACGUUUAGAUGAAAAAGUAGAUAUGUCGAAGAUCAAGGUAUAUUACAUGGAUGGUGAUGGAGGCCAAUUUUUUACAUCCGCUGUAGAUCCUGAGAUAAAAGAAGCUAUGAAGAAAGUGGUUCAUUAUUUUGAAAAAGCACAUAAGAUCAAGGCGACUAAACUUAAUAUUAGGAAAUUGAAAAAGAGCAUCGCUCUUUGGAUGGCGAACAUGAGUUGUAAAGACGAGAAAGAUUUCACCUACGAAUUGUCAAAUAGAAAUGGUCACAUAACUCUGUGGUGGGAAUUCUUGAAGUGGAUGCUAUUCAUGAGCAAUCACACCUUGAUAGCUCUUCUUACUGCUAUGUUUGAGAGAUUCGCGGUGAAACAUGGAAGUGACAAACACAUGCAGUUCAUGCAAGAAAGUAAAGAUCUUUAUCGGGAAUUUCAGGAGUUUUUAGGCGAAGAUGGUGUGUUCUUAUAUCCUACUCAUCCAACUGCAGCACCAUUGCAUCAUGAGCCAUUGAUUAAGGCAUUCAACUUCUCAUACACUGGUAUCAUCAAUGUUUUGGGCUUACCUGCCACCGCUUGCCCCUUAGGUCUGAACAAAGAAGGACUCCCCAUUGGAAUACAGAUUGUCGGUGGGUUACAUCAAGAUCAUUUAACAAUAGCUGUAGCUGAAGAAUUGGAAAGAGCAUUUGGAGGCUGGGUUCCUCCCCCUAUCGUAGCUUGACACAGGUGUUUGUUAGACAAUAAUCAAAUGCAUGGUACAAUGGAUAACGCCUCGUUUUAUCGUACCCUGCCAUCGUUAUUUUUCGACAAUUAAUUUAUACUGGAAAAUCAUAAGGUAAAGUACAAAUUCGUAUCCAGAAAGUAGAUAUCCCAAAUAUUUGAUAAUGUAUUUCAAGAAGCAUUCAAAACGAAUUUCUAUGGUAUGACAAACAUAGAAGUAUGUUUCAACGUCGAUUGAAAUAAUCGACUAUAAAAAAUGUUGAACAUCGUAUAAUAUGUGAAAUCGUAUGGUUUGAAUGAGAAAACUAAAUAGUUUUCAUAAUCGCAUGUUUAUACAUAAGUGUUCACGAUUAAGUAUUAUAAAUUGGUGUCGAACAGAUUCUUUUCAUAAAAAGGAUCAGAUCCACGGAAGUAGUAACAUUUUGUACAUAAGUAAACUUAUUACAUUACAUUUGACUACCGUUUUUAUAUACCUCAUUAUAGAUCUCUAUGUAGGAUUUUCUAUUUUCAUACGAAUUAAGGGAAAACGGGAUGGGGAUAAUGUGUGAAAUAAAGAGAUAAAAAAAAGAAUUAUAUGAUAGCAGGGUGCUUUUGGUAAUGUGAUAAAGUAUUAAUGAUUCUAUGUUUAUAACGUGUAUUGAUGUUAAAAUCAUAUACAUAUAUAUUUUAUGUACUAAAAUAAUAAAUUUUUAUUCCAUUA